This is a messenger RNA of Chara braunii, 1399 nucleotides long. The record is from the annotation of a GenBank genome assembly. NCBI's taxonomy places the organism in Eukaryota, Viridiplantae, Streptophyta, Charophyceae, Charales, Characeae.
CGCGGCCUGGCCGCGGCCGCGGACUUGGCCGCGCCUGUCCGCCGCCGGGGGGGAUUCACUGGCUGGGACACAUGACGCGCGAUUGCUGGUCGAGGCAAGGGAGAAACAUGGGGGGAUUACAAGGAGAUCCGGAACUGGAGGAGAUCAAGGAGCAGUUUAGGCUGGCUAAAAAAAAAAAAAUGGAACAGGAGGAGAAGAGGAGAAAGGAAGAGGAGAAGAGAAUUGGAGAAGAGGAGGAGACCAGGAGAAACUUGGACUUCGCGAGGAAAGUUGAGGAGUUCAAGUUGCAGUUGCGAGCUGAACUGCUAGAGGAAUGGAGGAAGAACCAUGCAGAUGCUGUGAAAUCAACGGAGAAGAUUGGAAAAUCUGCAAAGAAGACGAAAAAGAAAAAGAAGAGGUACCAGAAAGAACACGGCGGACCGAAGAGGCGGAGGGCACAAAGGAGCAGGAGACGUGAUGAUUCAAGUGAGGAUUCGGAAUCCUCGUGCUCGACUGACGACGAGUCGAACACGUCAGACGAUACGUCAUCGGGAUCUGAAUCGGGUGGGAAGAUCACACGAAACAAGAUGUGCGUGAGGCGAGGGAUGGGGAACACGAGGACCAAGGCCAAAACAAAGAACAACAAGGGCAAGGGGAGGAUCGAGGAGAUGCGCACACCGAUAAGGACGUACGAGAAGGGGGAGAGUUCGAGGGCUCGGAAACAACCACAGGCGGAGGAAGAGGAGAUGCUGGGGACGAAAUCUCCUGAGGAAGUAGAGCCUAAGACACCUCUGACUGGAGGAUUUAAGGGACUGGCGGCAGGGUGUUCGCAGAAAGGAUUGAUAGAGUACUGCAUAUCAGCACACAAGAUCUAUUCCGCAAAGAAGGCGGACGCGCUCAGAAAGAUCUGCGAACAGAAAGGAAUUAAGUACACCAAGAAGCCAGAGAUCGUGGAGAUUCUAGCUAGACACCAGGUACAACUAGCCUACGAUGGAUUCGACGAGGAACAAGGUUUUGUGAAAAAUCCGAGGAAUAUUACGAGACUGACAAAAGCUAAUAGCAUGGAAAUAAUUGCACGCGCUAUCGUAGAGGCAUGCAAACAUCUUAAAGGGGUGUCAAUACCUGCAGUAGACUUAGAAGAGGUAUGGUCUGACAGAAGAGACGGCGGCAUGGACAAACAACGAGGAGAACCUGCAGCCGCGAUGGACAAUGACGACGGCGCGCCAGAGGCUGAUCUCAUACGCGAGGGGUACACCUUGUACGCAGCCCAUCUGCAACGACGCGACGCGGCGGAGGCUCUCCGUCGCUCUAUGGUUCGCCAUGCUCUUCACGUGGCUCGCGUUUUUGGUCCGCCUGCUGGUGCACAGGGAUGACUGUUCCUCUGAGCUUCAAGGCCACGUGUGCCUAUUUGUGGAAAUGU